This is a messenger RNA of Dermacentor silvarum, 362 nucleotides long. RefSeq lists its product as uncharacterized. The transcript has 3 exons. The record is from RefSeq and is a predicted model, not a curated record. The coding region runs from base 41 to 355 and encodes 104 amino acids. NCBI's taxonomy places the organism in Eukaryota, Metazoa, Arthropoda, Arachnida, Ixodida, Ixodidae.
CGCAGGCACUGUGCCCAAAGAGGUGGUGCUUCCGGAGAAAAUGACGGAGCUUAGAACACUGGAACGGGAAGACACAAAACCACCGGCGCGGAGUCGAGCCCUGAGAAGGUUCCCUAUUCUGGCAUUGUAUGGCACCGCUUGCUUUUCUCUCGCCUUCAUUUCUCCCUACAUACCGCAUCUGGCGGCGGAAAAACGAGCAGAGCAUUGGCAGUUCAACGUCAUGUAUGCCAGCACUAGAGCGUCCAUGCUUCUUGGAAGCCUUCUUAAUAUAGCAGUCAUUCAGCGCCUCACACCUCAAGUCACUCUGAUUGUUGCAUUCGUUGGCAUGAUUGUAUGCGUAUCAUUUUACGGGUAAGAUACGC